Molecule: messenger RNA, 606 nt
Organism: Penicillium maclennaniae
Lineage: Eukaryota; Fungi; Ascomycota; Eurotiomycetes; Eurotiales; Aspergillaceae
Exons: 1
Coding region: 1-606 (201 amino acids)
Source: RefSeq, a predicted model, not a curated record
AUGCGUCCUCCAACAGACUCGUUGCGUCAUCAACUACAAAAGCUCGCCGAAGCACAAAUGAACCGCACUUCUUCUACAAACGUCCCUCCUUAUCUAUCAAGUACCCCUCCCAGAAGCUUCAUCAUGACUCCCAGUCCUCUGAUGAUGGAUGACUCGAAAUGGGAGGACCCCGCUGUACCCAUCACCAUAAAUAUUGAUUCUUCGAUUGAUAUAUUCGGCAACAAUAAUACUGUUAUGCUGCCGUCGCGAGCUGCUCCACCAAUAAGCACCACGCCCAGCCCGAGCACAGACUCAGAGAACUUUGGGUCAUCUACACCGUCCGCCUCGCAACAGAACCGGGUCGCCAAGUUUGGCAGCAUGGCGGCCGUCAUCAUCGCCGCACUGGAGAAAGCCGGUGGACUGACCGAUGACCUGGGGCGCACUCGCCCAAUUCACAUUAGCAUCAACUCGGGCAUAAAGAUCGACGGCAAAAGCAACACCAUCUGCAACAGGUACACACAGCUCCGGAGAUCGUUCACCUACUCGUCCUCUGUUGCAGUUGGCGAGAAGCGGCGUGCAGUGUCUGUACGUAUCAAUCUAUCCCUGAGCUACUCGAACAUCCACUGA